Nerophis lumbriciformis (worm pipefish) is the source of this 1235-nucleotide messenger RNA. Lineage: Eukaryota; Metazoa; Chordata; Actinopteri; Syngnathiformes; Syngnathidae. The record is from RefSeq and is a predicted model, not a curated record.
AUAGAGUGGCGUCGUCUGUGUUGUUGUCGCUGACUCGCAUUUUUUUUCCCCUUCUACUUGAUAUAAAUGAUCAUUUUUGUACGAAGGCGACCGUUCGGUGAUUAGUUUUAUUUAUUUUUUCCAUUUUGACCUCGUUGACGACGACAAAUAUCUCGAUUGUUCUCUCAAAGCCGGUUUCAUUACCGAGAGUGUUUUGUUAAAACAACAACACGCCAUUUAAAAUCUCUCAUAAGCGGUCGAAUCGUCCUUCUUUGGACUUUGCUCGACAUGGCCGGCAAGAGGAUAUACGUUAGCAUCGCGUAUGCGAGCUUCGGCAGCUUGGUUGGGCUCUCUGCCUUCCUGGUGUGGAACAUAGUUUAUCGGCAGCCAUGGACGGCCACCAUGGGAGGCCUCUCAGGCGUGUUGGCGCUGUGGGCGCUGGUCACCCACGUCAUGUACCUCCAGGACUACUGGCGCACGUGGCUCAAAGGUCUCAAGCUCUUCAUCGGCGUGGGCGUGCUCUUCUGCGUGCUCGCCGUCGCCGCCUUCGUCACCUUUCUGACGCUGGCCAUCCAGCAGAAGCAAUCCGUGAGCGACCCCAGGAGUCUGUACCUGUCGUGCGUGUGGAGCUUCAUGACCCUCAAGUGGUCCUUCCUCCUGGUCUUGUACUCGCACCGUUACCGCCAGGAGUUCGCCGACAUCAGCAUCCUCAGCGACUUCUAGCCACGCCCCCGUAGACUUCCAACGUUCCCCCGGGGUCUUUUAGGACCCGAGGGAGGACUCGCCCGCACAAGGUACUCGUCCGACUUCGACCACCAGGAGGCGCUCUCGCUUCACUCGUAUUUCCAUACAACCUGAAGGAGGCCGGACUUAUUCCCUCCCCUCCCCUCCCCUGCGUUCUUCGUUAAGAGCGCCGACACAAAAAAAACCCCCGAAGUCAUCCCGCAUCUUUUCUAUUUUAGGAAAAGUUGCGCGGACGUCUCGUAAUUAUCCGAUGCUAAAUGCUUAAGUUGGCUUCUGUGUGAAAGGCAAUUGUGGACAACUGCCAGGUCUUCUGUUGUGAUGCACCAAUUUAUCGGGAUGUCUUUGUGGGGGGAAAAGCAGUGACCGUUUUAGACGACAAAAGCGUUUUUGUCCGUUAUCUCAACUCCGAAACUAGAAGACUGGGACUUAAAUUUUCAAUGAAGGAAUUUGCGAGUACAUCACGACUUAACGGACACAUUUUUUCCGGAAAGUACCGCUAGCUUCUGCUCUCU